CAGAGGCGGCGGCGGCGGGCUCGGCCAGGGCACUAGCGCGGCGCAGCCCAGUCUUGCCCAGCCCGAGCGCGGACCCGGCGGCCGCAGCCCCGGCGCCGCCAUGGUGGAGGCGGCGCCCCCUGGGCCCGGGCCACUGCGGAGGACCUUCUUGGUGCCCGAGAUCAAGUCGCUGGACCAGUACGAUUACUCGCGGGCCAAGGCUGCGGCCAGCCUGGCGUGGGUGCUGCGGGCCGCCUUCGGAGGCGCAGAGCACGUGCCCCCAGAGCUGUGGGAACCCUUCUAUACAGACCAGUAUGCACAGGAACACGUGAAGCCCCCAGUGACGAGGCUGCUGCUCUCAGCUGAGCUCUACUGCCGGGCCUGGCGCCAGGCACUGCCGCAGCUUGAAAUACCCCCCAACCCCUCUGCACUGUUGGCCUUGUUGGCACGGAGGGGCACGGUGCCCUCACUUCCUGAACGCCCAGUGCAUGAGGCAGACCUGAGACACCAGCCCAUUCUCAUGGCAGCCCACCUAGCUGUCAUCGACGCCCUCAUGGUUGUUUUUGCCUUCGAGUGGACAAAGACGCUGCCAGGUCCCUUGGCCCUGACCAGCCUGGAGCACAAGCUCCUUUUCUGGGUGGACACGACUGUCCGGCGACUACAGGAAAAGAUGGAGCAGGAAGCUGCCCAGCGAGCCCCCACAGAUGGAACGGCCUCAUCUCAGCCCUCGCACGCAAUUGCCUUCUGUUUGAAGGAGUCGGGGAGCAAACCCCCCAUGAUCCGAUACCGGAAGGACCGUGCUGUGGCCCGCCGUGCGCCGUGCUUUCCGACUGUCACUAGCAUCCAGGACCUGGCCAGUGGGGCUGCACUGGCUGCCACAAUUCACUGCUAUUGUCCCCAAUUGUUGCGCCUUGAGGAGGUGUGCCUCAAGGACCCCAUGUCUGUGGCGGACAGCCUGUACAACCUCCAGCUAGUGCAGGAUUUCUGUGCCUCCCACCUUCCACGUGGCUGCCCGCUUUCCCUCGAGGACUUGCUGUAUGUCCCACCACCACUCAAGGUGAACCUGGUGGUGCUGCUGGCUGAGAUGUUCAUGUGCUUUGAGGUGCUCAAGCCCGACUUUGUGCAAGCCAAGGACUUGCCUGAUGGUCAUGCUGCCUCCCCCCAGGGCACUGAGGCCUCCUCAUCUCAGAACAGUGGUGGUGGUAGCAGUUCUCCGGUCUUCAAUUUCCGCCACCCACUUUUAUCUCCGGGAGGCCCCCAGUCUCCGCUCCGAGGAUCCACAGGCUCUCUGAAGUCCUCCCCAUCCAUGUCCCACAUGGAAGCCCUCGGCAAGGCCUGGAACCGGCAACUUAGCCGCCCACUCUCCCAGGCUGUGUCAUUCAGCACCCCCUUUGGCCUGGACAGCGACGUGGAUGUCGUCAUGGGAGACCCAGUCCUCCUACGCUCAGUCAGCUCAGAUAGUCUGGGGCCUCCCCGUCCAGUGUCAGCCCGGACCCCCACCCAGCCGCUCCCAGAGUCUGGUGACCUGCCUACCAUUGAAGAGGCCUUGCAGAUCAUCCACAGUGCCGAGCCCCGGCUGCUCCCAGAUGGGGCUGCUGACGGCAGCUUCUACCUCCACUCUCCAGAGGGACCCUGCAAGCCAGCCCUGGCCUCCCCUUACCUGCCUGAGGGGGCCUCCAAACCACUGUCCGAUGGGCCUACCAAAGCACCCAUCUACUUGCCGCACCCCGAGGCCCCCUCAAAACUGUCUCCCUGCCUGGUGGGGGAGGUAUCGAAAACGUCUGCCCCCUCUGAGGGGUCCCCGAAGGCAGUGCCUUCAUCCCCAGCAGCCACCAACUCCGACGUGAAGAUGACCAGCUUUGCUGAACGCAAGAAGCAACUGGUGAAGGCGGAGGCUGAGGCUGGAGCAGGAUCCCUCAUGUCCAACCCAGCCCCACCUGAGGCACUGAGCUCAGAGAUGAGUGAGCUUGGAGCCCGGCUGGAGGAGAAGCGCAGGGCCAUAGAGGCUCAAAAGCGACGGAUCGAGGCCAUCUUUGCCAAACACCGUCAGCGACUGGGCAAGAGUGCCUUCCUGCAGGUGCAGCCCCGGGAGGCCUCAGGGGAGGCAGAUGUGGAGAUAGAGUCUGGCUCGGUUCCUGCUGGGGAGCGGCCAGCAGGCGAGGGCCAGGGCGAACCAACCUCGAGGCCUAAGUCAGUGACCUUCUCCCCAGAGCUGGGCCCACUGCCCCCUGAGGGGCUGGGGGAGUACAACCGAGCAGUCAGCAAGCUGAGUGCUGCACUAAGCUCGCUGCAGCGGGACAUGCAAAGGCUCACAGACCAGCAGCAGCGGCUCCUGGCCCCACCCGAGGCCCCCGGACCUGCCCCACCCCCUGCUGCCUGGGUCAUCCCUGGCCCAGCGACUGGGCCCAAAGCUGCAUCCCCCAGCCCUGCCCGGCGUGCCCCAGCCACCCGACGCAGCCCCGGGCCAGGGCCAGCCCCGACACCCCGCAGCCCAAAGCAUGCGCGGCCAGCUGAGCUGCGGCUCACGCCCCUGACCAGGGUGCUCACACCACCCCAUGAUGUGGACAGUCUCCCCCAUUUGCGCAAGUUCUCACCAAGCCAGGUGCCUGUGCAGACCCGUUCCUCCAUCCUCCUAGCGGAAGGGCCACCUCCCGAGGAGCCUGCGCCCCGGCCUGGCCUCAUUGAGAUCCCGUUAGGCAGCCUACAAGAGCCCCCCACGGAAGAUGAGGGGGAUGGGAGCCCCCCUGGUGCAGAGGAUUCACUGGAGGAAGAGGUGUCUUCAGAGGGAGAGCCCAGGGCUGGGCUGGGCUUCUUCUACAAGGAUGAAGACAAGCCUGAGGACGAGAUGGCCCAGAAGCGGGCCAGCCUGCUGGAGCGGCAGCAGCGGCGGGCAGAGGAGGCGCGGCGGCGCAAGCAGUGGCAAGAGGCAGAAAAGGAGCAGCGGAGGGAGGAGGCUGUGAGGCUGGCCCAGGAGGAGGCCCCUGGCCCAGUCCCUGGGGCCCUUGCAGCCCCUUCAGCAGCCCUGGCCCCAGCCCCUGCCACUCGGGCCCCAGCCGAGGAGGAUGUGGGCCCCCGGCGGGGGGAGUUCACGCGGCUUGAGUAUGAACGCAGGGCCCAGCUGAAGUUGAUGGACGACUUGGACAAGGUGCUGCGGCCCCGGGCUGCGGGGGCCGGGGGGCCGGGUCGGGGCGGGCGGAGGGCCCCCCGGCCACGCUCUGGUUGCUGUGAUGACUCGGCCUUGGCGCGAAGCCCAGCCCGCGGCCUGCUGGGCUCUCGGCUCAGCAAGAUCUACUCCCAGUCCACCCUGUCCUUGUCUACUGUGGCCAACGAGGCCCCCAAUAACCUCGGUGUAAAGAGACCCACAUCUCGGGCUCCAUCUCCAUCUGGCCUUAUGUCCCCAAGCCGCCUACCUGGUAGCCGGGAACGCGACUGGGAGAAUGGCAGCAAUGCCUCCUCCCCAGCAUCGGUGCCUGAGUACACAGGUCCACGGCUGUAUAAGGAGCCCAGCGCCAAGUCCAACAAGUUCAUCAUUCAUAAUGCCCUGUCUCACUGCUGCCUGGCGGGCAAGGUGAAUGAACCACAGAAGAAUCGCAUUCUUGAGGAAAUUGAGAAGAGCAAGGCCAACCACUUCCUGAUCCUCUUUCGUGAUUCGAGCUGCCAAUUCCGAGCACUCUACACACUGUCUGGGGAGACAGAGGAGCUGUCACGGCUGGCCGGCUAUGGCCCCCGCACCGUCACACCUGCCAUGGUCGAGGGCAUCUACAAGUACAACUCAGACCGCAAGCGCUUUACCCAGAUCCCUGCCAAGACCAUGUCCAUGAGUGUUGAUGCCUUCACCAUCCAGGGACACCUCUGGCAGAGCAAGAAGCCCACCACUCCUAAGAAGGGCGGUGGCACCCCCAAAUAGCACCACUAUGGGUGGUCUACGGGCCCCCUAGAGGACAGCCAGUUGGUACUUCUGGGUCCUGUCUGUCCCCAACCUUGUCUGGGUGGGGCUGGAGUCCCCAUCCCACAACUUGGAGUCCAGUCCUGCUGUGGGGACUGAGCUGGGAGGUUCAGGGACUCAGGGCUCAGCUCAGUCCCCUUGUCUGUCCUCCCCACCUUCUUGAAUAAAAUAAUUUAAAGAGAAACUCA
Messenger RNA from Otolemur garnettii (small-eared galago), 4113 nucleotides. RefSeq names its product calmodulin regulated spectrin associated protein family member 3 (gene CAMSAP3). The transcript has 18 exons. Gene Ontology annotation, molecular function: microtubule minus-end binding; spectrin binding; calmodulin binding. NCBI's taxonomy places the organism in Eukaryota, Metazoa, Chordata, Mammalia, Primates, Galagidae. Gene Ontology annotation, cellular component: microtubule minus-end. The record is from RefSeq and is a predicted model, not a curated record. The coding region runs from base 101 to 3886 and encodes 1261 amino acids. Gene Ontology annotation, biological process: neuron projection development; cytoplasmic microtubule organization; negative regulation of microtubule depolymerization.